Molecule: messenger RNA, 1324 nt
Organism: Diospyros lotus (date-plum)
Lineage: Eukaryota; Viridiplantae; Streptophyta; Magnoliopsida; Ericales; Ebenaceae
Exons: 2
Coding region: 1-1035 (344 amino acids)
Biological process (GO): negative gravitropism; response to red or far red light
Source: RefSeq, a predicted model, not a curated record
AUGGCAUCUGAGGAAGAUAUUGAUUUAUCAGCUUUGAAGUCUCAACUAAGCCAAACCCAAACAAUUUGGAAGGAGGACAUGGGAAAAAGCCAAUCCCAGGUGGAUUUUCUGCAAGCAAAACUGAUGGAGGUAAAGACUUCAAUACUGGAGUCUGAGGAAGGCACAAGAAAGGAGUUGGAAGUUCUUUGGCGAAGAGUCAAAACUACAGCAACACUCUUGACAUAUCUGAAAUCAAAGGCAAGAAUCAUGUCUGUUCCUCAUUUAGCUCAUACAUCAUGUGGCAUUAAGCAAUUGGAUGGAGUGGGGCUUGUUGACAGAAAUGGUGUUCCAGUAUCUGGUUGGUCUAGAAACAUAGAUCUUUCUUCCUUUGAAAGCUCAGAUGAGGAGGAAUGGAUAAAUAUUAUUAUUCAGCGUGGCUCUCUUGAUGAACAAGAUGGAGUUUAUAUUGGUGAAGUACUAAAGAGUGUGCAAAUGGUCACUGAUGUGAUGGAAACACUUGUCAAGAGGGUUAUCAUGGCAGAAUCGGAAACUGCCAUUGAGAAAGAGAAGGUGACAUUAGGACUGGAGGAGAUAAAAAAGAAGGCACUCCAAAUAGAGAGCAUGUCUGUGAAAUUGGAGGAAAUGGAAAGGUUUGCACUUGGCACAAAUUGUAUUUUAAAUGAGAUGCGACAAAGAGUUGAAGAUUUGGUUGAAGAAACAUCUAGGCAGAGGCAACGAGCAGCAGAAAAUGAACAGGAGCUUAGUCGCGUGAAGCAAGAUUUUGAAUCCUUGAAAUCUUACGUCAGUAGUCUUAUCAGUGUUAGAGAAACACUUCUGUCAUCAGAGAAGCAGUUUCAAACAAUUGAGAGGCUCUUUGAGCGGUUAGUUGCAAAGACAACGCAAUUAGAGAGUGAGAAAAUGCAGAAAGAAUCUGAAGUCCAGAAACUGAUGGAAGAGAAUGUGAGGUUGACUGCUCUACUGGACAAAAAAGAGGCCCAACUCUUGGCCAUGAAUGAACAGUGCAAGGUGAUGGCCUUGAGUGCUUCAAAUAUCUAGUAUCUCUCAAGGUCUUUGAUUCCAGGCCACUUGGUUGUUCUGCCCGGCCCGCCUGCUGCUGCUGGCUUCAUUCGGAGUUGGCUAGCAAAUAAUGUUGGGUCUGAAAAUUUAUUUGCGAAUCUUUCUUGAAAUGUACCAUUCAGAGAAAGUCAUCAUCUUUAAGAAUGCUAUAUAUUGUGCUGUGUUUGGUGAGUUGUCCAAAUUGCGUCUUGGCUGUAAAUUCCACUAUCUCAAUUCCUUUUUAACCUCUCAACCAGUUUCUUCGUGUGCCUUGCAUUGCACCGCCACA